GGGGUGCAGCUGGAAGGAUGCUACUGUCGCCUGUGAUGCGUCGGUCGCCGGCAGGACGUGAAUGGACUUUUGACGGCAGAGAGAGCAGAGGAUCCAGCGCGAAAGGCCUGUCGCCGUGAGCUCCCAAGAUGGCCAGGCUCGCCGACUACUUCUUAGUGGUCGGCUACGACCUCGACAAGCGAGUGGAGGGUGAAGGUCAAGGUCGCAUUCUCCAGCGGUUUCCUGAGAAAGACUGGGAGGACAGCCCAUUCCCACAAGGCAUAGAGCUGUUCUGUCAGCCCAGCGGUUGGCAGUUGGUUCCUGAGCGGCAGCCUGCCUCCUUCUUUGUAGCGGUUUUGACGGACAUCAACUCGGAGCGUCACUACUGUGCCUGCUUCACCUUCUGGGAGUGCCUGGACAACCCGCAGCCAGAGGCCAACGAGUUGGAUGAGGUAGAUGAAGAUUUGGCCGUCGUCCAGGCAGCGAAGGUCUUUGCCCCGAAGAGCCUGGUGCUGGUGUCCCGGCUAGACUACACCGAGGUGUUCAGGAACUGUCUGGGUCUGGUCUACACCAUCUACGUUGAUGGCCUGUCUGCUCCUUUGGAAACGGUGAUCGGGAAUCUCCUCACCUGUGUCAUCCCCAUUGCUGGUGGCUCCCAGAUAGAUGAGUCCCCAGUAUGUAGUUUAGAAAAGGUUCCUCAGGCCCUGGCCUGUGACUGGCUGCUGGGUUGUCUCCAGCCGGGCCAGGAGGAGAGAGAGGAGAGAUUGCGGACGAUAACGUUAGGUGCUGGCGACCGGCAAGUUGUCCAGACUCCAAUCAAUGAUGCGCUCCCUGUCAGCGGCAGCACCGUGGCCCAGCUCUUCAGACAGCUUGGUAUAGUCAACGUGUUGUAUCUGUUAUGCGCUGCCCUGACGGAACAUAAGAUCCUGUUCCUGUCCAACAGCUACCAGAGACUCACGGACGCCUGCCGCGGAUUGUUGGCCAUCAUGUUCCCCCUCAAAUACUGCUUCACCUACGUUCCCAUCCUACCUGGAAAACUAAUAGAGGUCCUAAGCACUCCCACUCCCUUCAUCAUCGGUGUCAAUUCGUUCUUCCGCCCCGAAACACAAGAGCUGUUGGAUGUGAUCGUUGCCGACCUGGACGGUGGUACGGUGACUAUUCCCGAGUGUGUGCACAUCUCCCUGCUGCCUGAGCCGCUCCUUCAACAGACACAGACUGUGCUGGCAAUGAUUUUGGAUCCAGAGCUGGAAAUUGCUGAUCAUGCCUUUCCCCCAGUCUCUUCGCAACCCUCUGCACUUAAGAUCCAGGAUAAGGAGAUCCGUGCAGUGUUCCUGUGGCUGUUCGCUCGGCUCUUCCAGGGCUACCGCUGGUGUCUACACAUCAUUCGCAUUCACCCUGAACCAGUGAUCCGAUUCCAUAAGGCGGCCUUCCUGGGUCAGAGAUCGCUGACGGAGGACGACUUCCUGAUGAAGGUGUUGGACGGCAUGGCGUUUGCAGGUUUCGUGUCAGAGAGGGGGCCUCCUUACAGAGCCAAUGACCUAUUUGAUGAUCUGGUAGCCAAUGAGGUGGAGCGGAUACGACAAGAGGAGACGUGUCCACACAAAGUCAUGAACCACGUCAAGGAGCUCGCCGAGCAGCUCUUCAAAAACGAGAAUCCAUACCCCGCAGUGGCAAUGCGCAAUAUCCAGCGGCCGACAGAAAACAGACAGAAUGAGCCACCGAAUAAGCCUCUCUUUCCUGGGCUGGACGAUGUUGCAGUGCAGCUCUUCAUCGACCACGCUACUGCCAAACUAAAGAAUGCCCCUCCCGUGGUCAAGGUGGAGAUCAAGGCCAUGGUGCCGUCCGGGCCCCCACUGGGAGACACUGUGGAUAGAAACGGAAGCGUGAUGGCCAACAGCGCCCGCAGGCUGGAGGUGGUCAGGAACUGCAUCACGUACAUCUUUGAGAACAAGAUGCUGGAGGCAAAGAAGCUGAUGCCAGCUGUACUUCGGGCAUUGAAGGGUCGGGCAGCCCGGAUUUGUCUGACCCAGGAGCUCAAUCAGCAUGUCCUGCAGAACCGAGCUGUGCUGGAUGACCAGCAGUUUGACUACAUAGUCCGCAUGUUGAACUGCACCUUACAGGACUGUUCACACAUGGACGAACAUGGCAUCGCAGCUGCCCUGCUCCCAUUGGUCACAGCCUUCUGCAGAAAACUCGGCGCAGGCAUCACUCAGUUUGCCUACAGCUGUGUACAGGAGCACAUGGUGUGGACCACCAUGCAGUUCUGGGAGGCCAUGUUCUACAGUGACGUCCAGAGCCACAUCAGGGCUCUGUACCUGGAAUCAGAGGAUGGAGAGCAGCAUAAGUCCCUGGAGCAGCAGGACGGCUCGGGUAAUGGCAGGGAAAUCAGCGCCCUGGACCUGGCGUCGGAGCAGAACAGGCUGUGGCCAACACUUAGCAAGGAGAUGCAGACGGAGCGAGUACAGAAGGAGGAGAGCACCGUGUUCAGCCAGGCCAUCCACUACGCCAACAGGAUGAGCUACCUGCUCCUGCCGCUGGACACCAGCAAGAACCGACUGCUGAGGAACACAGGCUUCGCAGACGUGGAGAGCGUCAGCAACAGCUACGUCACAAACAGUAUUGCGGGCAGCAUGGCGGAGAGCUACGACACAGAGAGCGGCUUCGAAGACGCCGAGAGCUCAGACGUGGCCAACUCUGUGGUGCGCUUCAUCAACCGCUUUGUCGACAAAGUGUGCAAUGAGAGCGGCGUCACCAACGAGCACCUUAAGGCCCUCCACACCAUGAUACCAGAUAUUGUUCAGAUGCACAUUGAGACGUUGGACGCAGUCCACAGGGAGAGUAAGAGACUGCCUCCGAUCCAAAAGCCCAAGCUGCUGAGGCCGAUUCUGUUGCCGGGUGAGGAGCUGGUGAUGGAGGGAAUGCGGGUCCACCUGAUUCCCGACGGCCGCGAGGAGGCCACAGGGAUGAUGGGAGGUCCACCUCUGCUUCCUGCCGAGGGUGCCAUCUUCCUCACCACCUACCGGCUCAUCUUCAAGGGCACGCCUACAGACCCACUGGUGGGUGAACAAGUGAUCACUCGCUCGUUCCCCAUCGCCUCUCUGACCAAGGAGAAGAGGAUCUCAGUCACUAUACCCAUGGACCAGUUUGUCCAGGAGGGGCUGCAGCUACGCUCCUGCACCUUCCAGCUAAUGAAGAUUGCGUUUGAUGAAGAGGUUGCGUCAGACCUGGCGGAGGUUUUCAGGAAGCACAUGCACAAGCUGCGGUAUCCUCAGCACGUCCAGGGCACGUUUGCCUUCACUGUGGGUCAGAGUGGGAAAAUGGUGGUGGAGCACAAGACCAAGGACAAGAACCAGUCGCUCAAGACACUUUCCAAGAACCUGGUGAAAAGUGCCAAAAGGACCAUAGGUCGGCAGUAUGUGACCAGGAAGAAGUAUUCUCCGCCCACCUGGGAGAACAGGAGCAGCUUCCAGUCAGAGCUGGAUGAAGAUGAAAUCUCAGUCUCAGAGGAUUUGGAACCGCAGAGCUCGCUCACCCUCUCCUCGACCAUCCGCUCGUCCGACAGACAGACCAUGAGCAACGUGGUGGAGCGAGCGUGUUGUCGCGACUACCAGCGCCUGGGUCUGGGAACGCUCAGCAACAGCCUGACACGUUCCAAGAACGAGCCCUUCAGGAUUUCGACUGUUAACCGCAUGUACACCGUCUGCAGGAGCUACCCCGGCCUGCUGAUAGUGCCUCAGAGUAUCCCGGACACGACCAUCCAGAGAAUCUGCCGCUGCUAUCGUCAGAACCGCUUCCCAGUGGUUUGCUGGAGGAAUUCAAGAACCAAGGCCGUCCUGCUGCGCUCCGCAGGCCUCCACGCUAAGGGUGUGGCGGGCUUCUUCAAGUCCCCCAACACCCCCAGUACAGCUCCCUCCCAGGUAGAGUCCACCAGUCUGGAGCAGGAGAAAUACCUGCAGGCCAUCAUCAGCUCCAUGCCUUCAUACAGUGAGAACAGCGGCAGGAACACACUCAGCGGAUUCACCUCCACACAUAUGAGCACAUCAGACUCCUCAGAUAAGCUGCGGCCGCCUAAGAUCGGCGCUCUGAUGAAACAGGUGAUGGGAACCAAGGAGGAUGUUCCUGGAACCUUCAGCAGAGGAGCUCUGGGUCAAAGGGCGAAAGUCAUCUCCCUCUCUCAGCCCAAAGUGUCUGGCAAGGCCAGGAACCCUGCUAGAGGUAAAUGGGGCAGUAUCCGAGGCAGCGGGCGUCUAAGUGCCUAUAACCCAGACGUGGGGACGCGUCUGGCUGGGAAAGAGUCUCUGCAGGCCAAUGGAGGCCCAAGCGAAGCGUUGUUCCUCCGCCAGCAGAAGGCCUACCUCUACAUCAUCGGAGACAAGGCCCAGCUCAAGGGAGGGAAGCAGGACUCAUUCCAGCAGUGGGAGGUGGUUCCCAUCGAGGUGUGUGACGUGCGGCAGGUGAAGAACAGCUUUAAGAAGUUGAUGAAGGCCUGCGUGCCGAGCUCCCUGACCUCUGACCCCAACAUGAGCUUCCUGCGGUGCCUUGAGGAGUCCGAGUGGAUGGCUCUGUUACACAGGGUGCUGCAGGUGUCCGUCCUCGUGGUGGAACUCCUGGAUUCGGGCUCAUCGGUCAUGGUCAGCCUGGAGGACGGCUGGGACGUAACCACACAGGUGGUGUCCCUGGUGCAGCUGCUGUCCGAUCCCUACUACAGAACCUUUGACGGCUUCCGGCUGCUGGUGGAGAAGGAGUGGCUCUCGUUCGGCCACAAGUUCAGCCAGCGUGGAGCUCAGACGCUGAGCAGCCAGAGCAGCGGCUUCACUCCCGUGUUCCUGCAGUUCCUGGACUGCGUGCACCAGAUCCACCUCCAGUUCCCCAUGGAGUUUGAGUUCAGUCAGUACUACCUGAAGUUCUUGGCCUACCACUACGUGUCCAACCGCUUCCGCACCUUCCUGCUCGACUCAGACUACGAGCGCAUCGAGCUGGGAGUCCUUUAUGAGGAGAAGGGUGGAGAGAGGAGAAGCCCUCAGGUGUGUAAAUCUGUGUGGGACUACAUCGACAGACUCAACAAGAAAACACCCGUCUUCUUCAACUACAUGUUCUGUCCUGAGGACGACGAGGUUCUGCGGCCGUACACCUUCAUCUCCAACCUGAAGGUGUGGGACUUCUACAUGGAGGAGACCCUGUCGGAGGGGCCGUCCUACGACUGGGAGGCGAGGAUCCGGCAGGAGCGCGUGGCAGAGGAGACGCCGGAGAAGCCCGACACCAGCGGGCCCAAGUCGCAGCGGCACAUCGUGUGGCCGUGUUACGACGGCCUGAGCAAGGUGGUGCCCGACGCCAUCACCAAGCUGCUGCAGGACAUGCAGAGUCUGGAGGCGGAGCUCGGUCAAACGUCAGAUAAGUGGAAGGACACGUGGGAUAAAAUCAAGACCACACAGAGGGCGGAGACCAAACUGGAGAGCAAGCCGUCGUUCUCCAGCUCCCUGCUCAUGUCGUCCAACCUGAGCCACCAGCGGCGUUCUCAGGGCGUCUACCUGCAGGAGAGCGCGGGCUCUUCCAUCAACCUGGCCAUGGACUGCGAGGCCAGCGCCACCUCCACGCCUGUCGCCGGUCGGCCGAGCACCAGCACCCUCUACAGCCAGUUCCAGAGCACGGAGAGCGAGAACAGGAGUUAUGAAGGCAUUUUGUUCAAGAAAGGGGCAUUAUUGAAACCAUGGAAACCACGGUGGUUCGUCCUGGACAAGACUAAACAUCAGCUGAGAUACUACGAGAGCAGGCAGGACAAGGAGUGCAAAGGCGUGAUCGAGCUGGCGGAGGUGGAGUCUGUCAUUCCCGGGACCCCCACCAUGGGGGCGCCGAAAAACAUCGACGAGAAGGCCUUCUUCGAUAUCAAGACGACCAAACGAGUGUAUAACUUCUGUGCCCAGGACAGCCUGAACGCACAGCUGUGGAUGGACAGUGUUCAGAGUUGCUUGUCGGACGCCUAGAGCAGAGGCUGGACUCUUAAACCGAGCGACGCACCCGGGGAACGAAUGAGCAGCGCUGCGGCGCCCGGCGGACGAUCCCAGUGAAACAGGGGAGGGGGGGGGGGAAGGGGCCUUUCACCACUUAAGCUCUGUUCUGUUCGCUGGUGUUGAACUAAUAACCUCGCGUCACAACGUUUCAGUGUUUUUGUUAUAAAAAAAAAAAUAUAAGAAAAAUGAAAAAAAACAAACAUAAAACAACCCAGAAGAACCACUUGCUGUCGUCUCACCGAGCAGCUGCAGCCUCGCACCCCCCCGACCGUCUGACCACUAUGUGCGCUGGAUGUCUCUGUGCACAAAAAACACAUAUUCAAGCACGUUGUUGCAUUUUCCGUGAGGCGGCCCCGCAGCUUGGAGCAGCAUGAUGAUGUUUCCAGACCCUCCACCUUUAAACCACCACCUCUCCCUCCUACUAACCCUGCGCACCCUUUAAAAACACUCCGGGGGGGGGAAUGACGGAGCAGCAGCAGCAGCAGCGGCGGCGGCGGUGGUGGUCGCCCAUCACACGACCGGUGAGACCGCUCAGGAGAAGUGUGGAAGAUUGACUGACGGGUUGACGGACCAAAAAGAACCCAGAGGAACAAACGCUCUUUUCUUCCGGUCCUCAGAGGCCUGUGCUCUCUCUCUCUCUCUCUCGGCCUCGCACUGCCUGAUGUAGCCGAUGUAUUUACAAGUCCUAGAGAAGUGGACUGUGUCGA
Molecule: messenger RNA, 6694 nt
Organism: Limanda limanda (common dab)
Lineage: Eukaryota; Metazoa; Chordata; Actinopteri; Pleuronectiformes; Pleuronectidae
Gene: sbf1
Product: SET binding factor 1
Exons: 43
Coding region: 129-5960 (1943 amino acids)
Source: RefSeq, a predicted model, not a curated record